ACAUGGGAAGAUAUCUCCCAAUUAUUAACACGUGGCAACAUUCAAUUGGUUACCGUAUAUAGUAAUCUACACCUGCAAAUGCAAUCCACCGAGUCUGCGAAGCAGUUGAAUCGCUCUCUCUCUUUCUCUUCUCACUCGUUCCUUUUCCUUCGAAUAUUAAAAUUGUCUUCCAUCUCAAGUAAGAACCUUUUGGUUAUUAUUAGUAUUAUAAGAUCUCUUGCUUUACUUCUCUCUCUACAUUUUCAUGAGUUUCAGGCCUUUUAGAGAGAGAAACAGGACCACACUGGGCUCACUCCAAAUCUGGAGUUGUUAAAUUUCGAUGGGUAAAGGAGGUGAAACUCAUGGUGUUGGAUCGUUGAAUGAGGAGAUUUUCCCGGCUUGGUCGAAGGAUGUUCGAGAAUGUGAGGAGAAAUUUGAGGUGAGUCAAGAAUUUGGAUUGUCGUUCGAUGAGGUCGAGAAGCGACGGGAGAGGUAUGGAUUGAACGAAUUGGAGAAGCAUGAGGGUCAAUCUAUUUGGAAGCUUCUUAUUGAUCAGUUUAAUGAUACUCUGGUGAGGAUUCUUUUGGCUGCGGCUGUUAUUUCUUUUGUUCUUGCUUGGUAUGAUGGGGACGAAGGGGGUGAAAUGGAGAUCACGGCUUUUGUGGAGCCUCUUGUGAUCUUUUUGAUAUUGAUUGUGAAUGCCAUUGUUGGAAUUUGGCAAGAAAGCAAUGCUGAAAAGGCAUUGGAAGCUUUGAAGGAAAUUCAGUCCGAGCAUGCUAGUGUUAUUCGUGAUGGUAGAAAGGUGCCUAGUUUGCCUGCCAAGGAGCUUGUGCCUGGUGAUAUUGUGGAGUUGAGGGUUGGUGAUAAGGUGCCUGCUGAUAUGAGAGUUUUGAGAUUGAUUAGCUCAACUGUUCGAGUUGAGCAGGGGUCAUUGACAGGAGAGAGUGAAGCUGUUAGCAAAACGGUUAAACCUGUUCCUGAAAAUUCUGAUAUUCAGGGAAAGAAAUGUAUGGUUUUUGCUGGGACAACUAUUGUAAAUGGGAAUUGUAUUUGCAUGGUAAUUCAAACAGGGAUGAAUUCUGAGAUAGGAAAAGUGCAUUUGCAGAUCCAUGAAGCUGCCCAGAAUGAAGAAGAUACCCCAUUGAAGAAAAAGUUGAAUGAAUUUGGGGAAGCUUUGACGAUGAUAAUAGGAUUAGUUUGUGUAUUAGUUUGGCUUAUCAAUGUAAAGUACUUUCUCACCUGGGAAUAUGUUGAUGGGUGGCCAAGAAAUUUUAAGUUUUCAUUUGAGAAAUGUACUUAUUACUUUGAGAUUGCUGUGGCACUGGCUGUGGCUGCAAUUCCAGAAGGUCUGCCUGCAGUUAUCACAACUUGUUUGGCCCUUGGCACACGUAAGAUGGCACAAAAGAAUGCCCUUGUCCGGAAGUUGCCUAGUGUCGAGACCCUUGGUUGUACAACAGUUAUCUGCUCCGACAAAACUGGGACUUUGACAACAAAUCAGAUGGCUGUGGCUAAGCUUGUAGCAAUUGGUUCUAGGGUCGGUACUCUUCGAGCCUUCAAUGUGGAAGGAACAACAUAUAGCCCUAUUGAUGGAAAGAUACAAGACUGGCCAUUGGGUAGGAUGGAUGCUAAUCUUCAGACAAUUGCGAAGAUUGCUGCAUUGUGUAAUGAUUCUGGUGUUGAACAAGCUGGCAACCAUUUUGUGGCCAAUGGACUGCCAACUGAGGCAGCAUUGAAGGUUCUCGUUGAAAAGAUGGGACUCCCUGAAGGGUUAAAUGCUGGUUCAACUUCAAACGGUGAUGCUCUACGCUGUUGCCAAGUAUGGAAGAAUGCUGAGGAACGGAUUGCAACUCUUGAGUUUGACCGUGAUCGUAAAUCCAUGGGAGUCAUUGUCAAUUCUAGGUCAGGAACAAAAUCCUUACUAGUCAAGGGUGCUGUGGAAAAUUUAUUGGAAAGAAGCACAUAUAUUCAGCUGGCUGAUGGUACAAUAAAACCAUUGGACCAAAACAUAAGGGAUCUUAUUUUAGAAAGUCUUCAUGAAAUGUCAACAAGUGCAUUACGAUGCUUGGGUUUUGCAUACAAGGAAGACCUGGCGGAUUUUUCCACUUAUAACGGUGAUGAAGAUCAUGAAGCUCACCAGCUUCUACUUAAUCCAGCAAAUUACCCUCAAAUUGAGAGUCAACUUACUUUUGUUGGUCUUGUUGGCAUAAGGGACCCUCCUAGAAAAGAGGUUCGUCAAGCAAUUGAGGACUGCAGGGCUGCUGGAAUUCGUGUAAUGGUUAUUACAGGAGAUAAUAAAAAUACUGCUGAAACUAUUUGUCGAGAGAUAGGUGUAUUUGGGGCUCAUGAAGAUAUUAGUUCUAGAAGCAUAACCGGAAAAGACUUCAUGGAGCAUCAUGAUCCAAAAAACUUUUUAAGACAAAGUGGAGGGCUCUUGUUCUCUAGGGCUGAACCAAGACACAAACAAGAUAUUGUGAGGUUGCUUAAAGAAGAUGGGGAAGUAGUUGCAAUGACUGGUGAUGGAGUAAAUGAUGCGCCUGCUCUAAAAUUGGCUGACAUAGGAAUUGCUAUGGGAAUUGCAGGGACAGAGGUUGCAAAGGAAGCCUCUGAUAUGGUUUUAGCAGAUGAUAACUUCAGUACUAUAGUUGCUGCUGUCGGUGAAGGAAGAUCUAUUUACAACAACAUGAAGGCCUUUAUCAGGUAUAUGAUUUCCUCAAAUAUUGGGGAAGUUGCUUCAAUAUUUCUAACAGCUGCUCUGGGCAUUCCGGAGGGCAUGAUCCCUGUUCAGCUUCUCUGGGUCAAUCUUGUUACCGAUGGACCCCCAGCAACUGCUUUGGGAUUUAAUCCUCCAGACAAAGACAUAAUGAAGAAACCCCCUAGAAGAAGCGAUGACUCCUUGAUCAGUGCAUGGAUUCUAUUCCGUUAUCUGGUCAUAGGCCUCUACGUCGGAAUAGCUACAGUUGGUGUGUUCAUUAUCUGGUUCACACACAGCUCGUUUUUGGGCAUUGACUUGAGCGGAGAUGGCCAUACUCUUGUGACCUACUCUCAGCUCGCAAACUGGGGACAAUGCCGUACAUGGGAGGGAUUUUCUGUCUCUCCUUUCACAGCAGGGUCUCUGGAGUUCAACUUUGACUCCAAUCCAUGUGACUACUUCCAGUCAGGCAAGAUUAAAGCUUCAACUCUGUCCCUCUCAGUUUUGGUCGCCAUUGAGAUGUUCAACUCCCUCAAUGCCUUGUCUGAGGAUGGCAGCCUCGUCACCAUGCCGCCUUGGGUCAAUCCAUGGCUGCUUCUGGCAAUGUCUGUUUCCUUCGGCUUGCACUUUCUGAUUCUCUACGUCCCAUUCCUUGCACAAGUCUUCGGCAUCGUUCCACUCAGCCUGAACGAAUGGCUUUUGGUGUUGAUGGUUGCGUUGCCAGUAAUACUCAUCGAUGAAAUCCUCAAGUUCAUCGGGAGGUGUACAAGUGACUGGAGGUAUUCCGUUACAAGGAAAACUACAAAGCGCAAAGCGGAGUGAGUUUUUGUUGUUGGGUGGAAAAAAUCAGACAAUCUUUGAAAUAGGUUAUAAUUUGUCUUGGUCCUGUUGUAACCUUCAUUAUUUUGAAUCUGAGGGAUUAUUUGGACUUUUAAAGAUCUAGCUAGAAUUUAGAUCGUCGGAGAUAUAAUUAUUAAUUAAAGUUCCGUUUCACUAGAAUGGUACACUGAACGAAAACCAAAAAUCUGUUCCUUAAAUUUGAGACAUUUUAUAUAAAAAUAGCAUGCGCUGACAUCGUAACAAAACAAAA
Messenger RNA from Cannabis sativa, 3758 nucleotides. Its product is annotated as calcium-transporting ATPase 1, endoplasmic reticulum-type. The transcript has 9 exons. Gene Ontology annotation, molecular function: P-type calcium transporter activity; ATP binding; ATP hydrolysis activity. Gene Ontology annotation, cellular component: membrane. Bases 320 to 3490 code for a protein of 1056 amino acids. NCBI's taxonomy places the organism in Eukaryota, Viridiplantae, Streptophyta, Magnoliopsida, Rosales, Cannabaceae. The record is from RefSeq and is a predicted model, not a curated record. Gene Ontology annotation, biological process: intracellular calcium ion homeostasis; calcium ion transmembrane transport.